CUUCCUCAAGUGACCUUCGAGAAAAACUGGGAAAGAAGAGGCGAAAUUUGCAAGAAACGCUGGGAGGAAACAAAAAAGAUGACCUCCAGGACACUGCAGGCAGAGAGGAAGACUCAGGAGAGACUCUGAAACGCUCACUGAGGGCUCAGAAGCAGAGGCGAAGGAGAAAACUGAUUGAGCAGUCUUCAGUCAAGGAGUGUCAACAUGAUGAUGAAGAUGUAGAGGAGCUUUCUACUGUUCAGCACCUUAAUGUAAACGAGGAACCAGCUCAGAGGACAGUGGUUUCAAGGCCUCCAUCUGCUUCUCACAGAGGCUACUCUUUAAAACCUCUGCAUGUCUCCAGCUCUCAAAAGUUAGACUGUUCUAUGAGACGACACUUGGAGGAGAAGCUCGGGACAGCGAGGGCGGAGAACUUCCUUCAGCAGGAAGAGGAGGUCUCUGCAGACCCAGCCAGCGUUCUCCAGAGCCUCAGAGGCAAAGACAGGACAACACGAUUUGACAGAGAGACAGAUUCUGUCAAAGCAGAAGAUGAUGAUGUUCCUGCAUCUUUGAGCACCAAGGUGAAGUUCAAAGAGGCUGCAAAAAGAGUAGGGCAGGGCCUCCCAACUCCAAAGGAGGCUUAUGAUUUCUUUACGUUUAAUUUUGAGUCCGAACCAGCGGAGGACACAGAGGAACUUAGCUGGAAAAACCGUGAACAGAAAGAAGGGACUGAUGAGCCCAGAGAUGAAGAUGAAGAAGAACAUCAGCCUGAAGAAACUCGGCUCUAUCCUAACGGAGAGGAUUUCUUCAUCGUUGAUCAAUCGGCGUGGGAUUUCCUGGAGACGGCGAAGGCGGAAUAUGUUGGGAUCCGAAAGCGAGCUGAGCGAGACAGUAAGCUCCUGUUUACACCGAGCUUUCGAAAAGCUCCAACUUCUGUGAAACUUUCUGAGAAAGUAAAGCCUCGCUAUAUUGAGGAUGAGGGUCUCUAUGUGGGGAAAAGGCCCUCUGUGUCCCUCACCAAUGAGGCCAUCCUCGAGAAUCGUCUGUUAAAAAUGGAGGAGGGGCUGGAGUGGUUUGGUGACGACGGCAAGAUUUUGGCUUUGCCUGACCCCAUAAAGGAAUCAUCCACAAGACCUCGUGUCUUCAGCAUGAAGGAGGACCUGCCUCCUGGCUUACAGACGGUGUUUAGGAAGGCACAGAAGUAUGAUGGAGACCCUGAGAGAGUUUAUCAGCUUGAUGUGGAAGUUCUUGGCUUGAUCUUCUCCCAUCACCCACUCUUCAGUCGAGAACAUGUCCUAACAUCCCGACUGUGUCAGCUUUAUGACCAGUACCUUACUAGGCAGCAGAAUGAUCUCACCAGGCAUCUCACUGACAAGUUGAAUGGUUUACGGAAUGUCCUUGGAAAUAUGAUGAAGAUCCACAGAGAGAAAAGCCUCACCCCGAGUCUCCAGCAGAGAAUAUCCGAGUACAGUCUGGAAGUUAGGAACACUCGGCAGCUGCGAGACUCAGAGCAAGAGAAGGACAGGACUUUGCUAAAGAAGAUCAUCAAAGUGUGGAAUGAGAUCAAGGCCCUGAGAGAGUUUCAGAAGUUCACCAGCACGCCUUAUAAACUCUUCCUCAGAAGAGAGAAUGUGGAUCGAGCAUCAGAUCAGCAAAUAUAUGAAGAGGAGAUCUUAGCAGAAGUGAUGGAACUGGAGGUAGAGAAGGAGCAGGACUAUCAGAGAAGCCUGGCUGAGUACAGAAAAGAGCUGGAGGAGUGGAAGCUCUGGAGGAGGAAGAAGAAAGCAAAAGGAAAAAAGAAGGAGAAAAGAAAGGAACAGGACGACCCCACAGAGGAAGAGGAUGAAGAGCAGCAAGGGAGUAAACUGGAAGGGCCCUCUGAAGACCUUCCAAACCCACAGCCUCCAGAAAGACCAGACUUUGAUGCAAUCGAGCAGCAAGUAAGAGAAAAAGCGGCGAAGAUCCGCAGGAAACCAGGAGAGGCCAUUCUGAUCCCUGUGCUGUCUGCAUCUGGAAACAUCACCGACAGUGAACUCUGCCCCAGGGUUGAAAUCUCCCGGAGACAGGGAGUUCUCAGACACUCCCUCUUCAUCAAGAUUCUGUACAACGGCAAAAUAGUUUCCAGAACAGAAAGCCGUCCACUCGGCACCGACUUCAGGGUGUAUUUUGGUCAAAUUUUCAAUCUGAAGAUAAAAAACUGUCCACAGAGCAUUAACCUGGAGGUCUUUGAGGACACCGGAUCUUCCUGUUCCCUCCUAGCUCAGGUCUAUGUCCCGGUGCCUGAGCCCUCAGUCGUGACGAGCGGCACUCCCUUGGAAGACUUUGAGUUCAGCAGCGAUCAAAGAGUGAUGUUUGACCACGAGGGGGUUGGAAGUGACGUGCCACUCUCCUUUGAGGCCGACGGCAGCAACAAAGUGAUACUGUUGACCUCUGGGAUGCUGACGUGCUGCGUGUCGUGGGGGAUCGGAGACAACGGUGUGCCACUCGCUCCCACUGCUUCACUGCACCCUGGUGUUAGGCACAGCGGCUUGGGUCACGUGGAUGCUGUCACAAGCAUCGGAGCGUCUGGACUGCACGACAUGAAAAGAAUAGGGGAGUGGGCCAAACAGUCCCGGCUGGACCCCAACGACCCCAAAAACGCCUCUGUCAGGCAGCUCCUGGAAGUAGCCAGCAGUGGAGAGGUAACAGCUCCGGAGUACUUCCGCCUGGAACAUCUACAGGAGGAGUUUAAUUUUGUAACUGAUGAAGAGCUGGACAAAUCCAAAAGGUUCCGCCUGCUCAGGCUGAGGAACCAGGGGGUCAAAGAGUUUCGUAACUACAAAUUUAUCCCUGCUUAUGAGCAUGAGAUCCCAGACAAUGUGUUCGAGGAAUAUGAAAGAAGAUUAAAAGAUGAAGAGACAGUCGACACCAGAGAACACUUGGAAUCGCAUCGAGCUUUACUGGUCAACUACCUGCAGAAGAUCCAAGAAUCCAUCACAAAUCGGUUGGUUCUUGCCAAAAAUCGCUUCAUCCUCUCUGAUUUAGUGGUUGAAGAUGAGAUACAGAGCAACAGGAUUCUUGGAAUCAACCUGUUCAAGCUUACUGAACCCAAGAGGCCCAAGCCUCAAAGGAAGAAAAGAGAGAAGGUGACAGCACAGAAUUUAUCCGACAGAGACGUCAAACUGCUUGUCAAAAUCAUCCGAGCCUGUGACAUCCCCGUCCGCAGAUCCCAGAGCGAGAAAGCUGGACAACCCUCUCAGCGUGCCAUCCACAGCAACGACUGGUCCCUCCACCAGGUUCAAGUCAGGCCGUUCGUGGAGGUUUCCUUCCAGCGCACAGUUCUGCAGACAACCACAGCCGACGGACCCAACCCCACCUGGAAUGAAGAGCUGCAGCUUCCGUUCAGUGCUCCAAACGGGGACCACAGCACAUCCAACUUGCAGUCGCUCAAAGAUGAAGUUUUCAUUAACAUAUUUGAUGAAAUGGUGCACAAAACUGGGGUGAAUGAUAAAGAGAGGGGGCCGUCGAUUCAGAUUCAUGUAGAGAAGCACUGGUUAGGCUCCGUCAGGAUUCCUUUCAACACUAUUUACUCUCAGUCCAGCAUCGAUGGAACAUUUAAGGUGAACACCCCAGCUGUGCUGCUGGGUUACAGCAAGGAACCCAGUCACAGCGCAUACAGUGGCGACGAUUUUUUGCAAAGAGUAAGCGAAGGUGUGUACAUCACGCUCUUCAUCGCCAUCAAGCCUCAGCUGGUGCCUGAAGAGUCCAUUAUGGAGAAGAUAAAGGAGCUGGAGUUUGACAGUCAAGAGCACGAGCGCUUACUGCAGGCAGCCAAGACGUUUGAGACGAAAGCAGCCAAGCGUUACCCGGACCGCCGCUGCAUCACCACAGUCAUCGACCUUAACGGACAGACGGUCUUCAUCACGCGUUACAUUCGACCGCUCAACCCCCCACAGGAGUUCCUGGAUGCUUUCCCGAAUAACCCCCAGGAAGCCACAAUGCUGGUGGCCCGGUUUGUGUCCCUCAUCCCUUCUAUUUCUGGCAUCUAUGACCUGUGGACCACCUGCAAUCAAUUCCUCACUCUUCUAGCCGGAGAUGAGAAAGAACACGCUGUGUUGCUGUGCAACUACUUCCUGUCUUUGGGCAAGAAAGCCUGGCUAGUUAUAGGGACAGCCAUACCAGAGGGACCCACGGCGUAUGUCCUGACCCACGAACAGAGCCGCUACCUCAUCUGGAAUCCCAGCAGCGGUCAGCUCUAUGGACAAAAAGACCGCUUCUGUCCGCUGCAAGCCGUCGGUUGCCUGGUUGAUGCUGACAAUGUUUGGUUCAAUAUUCAAGAGUAUGCUUCCCCUAUGAGGAUGAGUUUCGAUGUCUCAAAAAGGAAGCUUUGGAAACCCUUUUUCUCUGAGUCCUUUCCCCAUCCCGGGUUGUCCAGCGUACAGCCUGAGGAGCUGGUGUAUAGUCGCACAGACGCAGCAGCGGCAGCCAAACUUCAGGACAGAAUUGAGAACAUUUUGAAGGAAAAGAUUAUGGAGUGGCGUCCCAGACACCCAACACGCUGGAACCGCUACUGCACAACCACCUUAAAGCGGUUCCUGCCCAAGCUGGAGCAGAGCAGAGGGCAGGACAUGGCUGAGGGCCACUGCCAUGAGCUCCAAAGGCUGCUGGGAAACUUCAGGAUCUCAGGAUUCCCUCUGCAUAUGCCCUUCUCUGAGAUCCAGCCACUCAUAGAGGCCGUGCACAGCACCGGCGUCCACAAUAUUCAAGGAUCCAACGUCGAGUUUGCCCUGGCCGUUUACGUGCACCCUUAUCCCAACAACAUUCUGUCUGUGUGGGUCUACUUGGCGUCACUCGUGCGCACUUGACGACUAGGACGAUCUCAUCCAGCUUUGAAGAUACAAGAAUUUUCUUUAAUUCAAACAAAACUUUAGUUUAUUCAAAUCCUUUUUGUACAUGUCUUCAUAACCUGUAUGUUUGAUAUAUAAGUCCCAAUGUAAAUCUUUUUGUACUUGAUCUCAUCUAAAAAUGUAUUUACUUCCCUGUUCAAGUAACCUGUCCUCCAUAAACUGCUUUAUUUACAAAAAACAGAAAAUGUCCAUUUUUCCAAUCUUAGUUCAGAUCUCUUAGUUCCCAAAAUCAAUGUUGCUUUUCCAUGCACUCCAAAGGGCAGUAAAAUGUUUCCAUGGAGGUCCAACCCUCUGGAUGAUAACAUGCUGGGGGAGCUUUCACCUUUCAGUGGAUGGGCGCUUCUGCUUUAUCGUUGUGCAGCUGUUUUUUGUGUUCUUGUUCUGAAGUUUUGCAUGAAACAAAAAAAUUAAAGAAAAGAUUUUGUUGUACAGGCAUAUUUAUGUGUAAAUGGAGCUCAUUCAACAGUGCAAUAUAAGAUCGUAUUGUACCUUAGUGU
Molecule: messenger RNA, 5362 nt
Organism: Oryzias latipes (Japanese medaka)
Lineage: Eukaryota; Metazoa; Chordata; Actinopteri; Beloniformes; Adrianichthyidae
Source: RefSeq, a predicted model, not a curated record